This is a messenger RNA of Meloidogyne enterolobii, 637 nucleotides long. NCBI's taxonomy places the organism in Eukaryota, Metazoa, Nematoda, Chromadorea, Rhabditida, Meloidogynidae. The record is from the annotation of a GenBank genome assembly.
AAUGGGGAAUUGUUUACAAUUUUUACGCCGACGAGUGGCUGGUGAUGAUUUUACUCGUUUAGAUAAUCUUUCUACAAAUACGGGUUCAGGGAAUGGAAGGCGAUCACAUUCUUCACGCGGUUCUUCUGGGGGUAUUUCCUCAUCAUCGGCUUCAAGUGGUUCUGAAAGGAGUCGUUUACAUCGAAACAUGCAGACGAGCUCUUAUGUCAACCAGCUUUACAUGAAUUCUGCCUUUGGAACUGGUGGCGAUGAAGCAAAUGCGGCGGAAAUGAAAGCUUUAGAUGAAAAACGAAAGGCCCGUGUCCGCUGCCUUUUAGAGCAAAUUCCGGUCGAUAUGUUUAUUGAAGAUGGAAAGGGCGACUCGGAAUGUGCAAUUUGUAUGGGUGAUUUCCAACCUGGAGAUCCUAUUCGAUUCUUGCCUUGUUUGCAUUCUUACCAUUUGCAGUGUAUUGAUAAUUGGCUUCUUCGUUCAUUUACCUGUCCAUCUUGCAUGGAACCUGUUGAUUCUGCAUUGCUUUCUGCAUUUACUCAUACUUCUGGAAGUGGUAUAUUUGAUUUGUCUUCACUUUCAACAACGCCAUCAACUACAACAACAAUAACAAAUAAAUCCGACAAGGUCUCGAAAAAAUUUAAAUAA